AUGUCGCUCCUCAAAGACUUCAUGGAUCCCACCCACCACCGCUUUCGCCGGCGGUCGCGCAGCCCAGAGCACCUGGACUACGAGAAUGCUGAGGCAACCGUGGAGCCUCAGAGGCAACUAGCGGCCCUAGUCCGCGACACCACGGCGAAGAUCGCCAACCACAUGGGGGAGAUCGCCCAGGCCCACGCCACGCUCAUGCAAGGGCUUCAGAGGUACUUCGGCCUGGAUGUCAGCGGCGUGGACACCUCUGCCAUGGCCCUGAUGCAGGAGUGCGCGAGCGUCACGGAGUCCUUCGAGCAAUGCCUGAGGAAGGCCGGCUUCGCAGAGGUGAUGAGCAGCUGCGACGAGGUCUUGAAGGAGUGCGCCUCGGUGGCUGCGCUGCUGCAAGAGCGGGACGACGCGCUCUCGGAUCGGCAGCACUACGAGGAGAAGGUCGCCACAUUGCAGAGCGUCUCCAAGGGGGUUGUUACGGAUCAGAUCGCCCGCAACCGUGAGAAGCUGGAACGUGCCAAGGAAGUCCACCAACUGCGCGAGCAGAAGCUGACCACGGCCUUACAGCUCUUCAUCUACAGGAGGCCCGUGCACUUCCGGCAAACCUUGCUGGCACUCUUCCGGCAGCACAUCGGCAUCAUGUCUGUGGUGGGCACGAAGGCGCAGGGAGCCAUGAAGGCCGUGGCAGCAGAGUUGCAAGUUGGGGAGAAGGCCCGCAUUGUAGGUCUCCAGAAGGCCGUGGACCUGAACGAGCUGGUGGUUAUCGUCGAAGGCGAGGAGAGCACCGGCCGCCUCUACGUGAAGCUCCCGGAUGGGCGUCAGAAGUCCGUCCGCAUCGAGAACCUGUGCCCCCACACAUCCGAGGCGCUGGGCGACCACGCAGAGGACGCUGGGGACACCGGCCCCCAGCACAAGGAGGCGAGUGAGGUUGAGGGAACGGAGCCUGCCGUUCCACUGAGGCUUAAGCUGGAGCCUGCCCGCAUCCCCUGCAGUGGGGCAGAGGUGGUCGUGAAGGCGCAAGAUCUCGCGGCAGCCAUCAGUGAAGUCUGGGUGGACGGAAACAGCUGCGAGAUCCUCGAGGACCUGUCGAGCGGCGCCUGUUCCGCGGCCCGCGUGCGAGUACCGGCCUCGAGAAACCGGGCAGGUGGCGCCGCGCUGGUGGAGGUGCGCUCGACGUCGUGGGCGCGGCACCUCAUCCGGGAAGAGGCGGCCAGCUACUUCCCGCUCCUCACCUUUGCCACCUGCAGCCCCAACAUCGCGCUCGCGUCGCAGUCGCAGGCCUCGGCGCCACCAGCAAAGCCAGGAGAUGACGAGAAGCCCUACCUGGACAUCGCCACGCGGGAGAGGGGCCUCAUCAGCGCCGUGGCCUUGACCAGCGAGCUGCCUCCGAUCAAGGGCCACCGCUACUUCUUCCAGGUCAAGCUCGAGGCCAUGGCCGAGAAGCGCUCGAACAGGACCCUGUCCUUGGGCUUCGUGUGGCCGCUUCCCCACGCGCUGCUGCUGGAGGGCGACGAGGCACCCCUGGUGCCCCAAAUGAAGCGCCGGGCAUCGCACUGGACAUCUGAUGGCCACAUGCCCGAGCUCGCCCACCAACUGCCCAGAUCUUUUGUGGUGGGUGGGGAUCCGCCCAAGGCCUACAUGGGAGGCCGAGAGCUUGCCAAGAUCACCUGGCGGCCGCUGCUCGAGUGUACAGUGGGCGCGGUGCUGGGCGUGGUCUUGGAUAUGGGGCCGAGCAGCCUCACCCUCACCAUCUUGGAGGAGGGCGAGGAGAAGUGCAAGGUGACAGGGCCCCUGAUUGAGGAGUGGAGGUGGCCCAGCCUGGGGGCACCCAACGGCGUCGUAGACGUUUGCGGGACCGUGACGAGCAUCUCGCUCUGCCAGGGUGCGCGGCCUCCGGAGCUGCCCCUGCCGCUCCCUGCGGCCGACAAGGACGCAGACAUGGAUUUGGAGGGAGAUGCGCAAGAUGCGAAACAUGCGCGACGGCACUUCUGCACUGCUUUGAGCUCUGAGCUUUGA
Molecule: messenger RNA, 2007 nt
Organism: Symbiodinium natans
Lineage: Eukaryota; Dinophyceae; Suessiales; Symbiodiniaceae
Source: the annotation of a GenBank genome assembly